Molecule: messenger RNA, 3366 nt
Organism: Pomacea canaliculata
Lineage: Eukaryota; Metazoa; Mollusca; Gastropoda; Architaenioglossa; Ampullariidae
Product: cilia- and flagella-associated protein 53-like
Exons: 9
Coding region: 92-1624 (510 amino acids)
Source: RefSeq, a predicted model, not a curated record
ACUUCCUUGGAUACGUGACGUCAUUCCUCGAAGCCCAAACACUCCAAGGAGCAGCUAAAAAUUGAGUCUACAACCAAAGCGAUAAUUUAAAAUGAUGGUGGGACAGUUCAGCCGCAGGACCCGAGAAUACACGGGUCCUGCACCAUGUUCCGUUGGAAUCAAGCUCAAGAAACCAAGCAAGUUUCCUGCAGACUUCCUAAUUUUGGAGCGCAAAAAACAAGAAGAUGCUCGGGAAGAGAUGCUAAAACAAACUAUGAUUUAUCAGUUAAACGACUUGAAGACUGAAUGGGAACGAAAUUCAGACAGACGUUUAAUGCUUAAAAACAUUAAUCGUGAAGUGGAUAAUCGCCUGAAGAUCAACGAAUUUACAGUGGAGGACAGAAGGGAGCGACUGCGAGAGCUCUUGAGACGAGAGGAGCAAGAAUAUAUUGCAGAAAUGGAAGCAGCAGAAGAAACAGUCAUUGAACGUCAGGCCAGAAUGCGGGAAAGAGCUAAACAGCUGAAGGAACGCCGAGAAGCAGAACGUCUUCAAGUAGUCCAAGAAAAAUAUGACCAACUUUUUAGGGAACAGUGUGAGGAGCUCCGAUCUACGCUGUCAAGGCAAGAGCAAAACCUUGUAUGUGCAGAGCGCUAUGAACAGCUGAAAAUGAAAGAAGAAGAAGCCAGAGAGAAAAAGGAAUAUGACAACAUGUAUGCUUAUCUGUGGGAAAAAGACAGACAGGAGAAGAUGGCACGAGAGGAACGCGAGGUUAAAGCAGCUUAUGAACGCAACAAAGACAUGCUGGACGUUUUGAAAAAGCAAAUGGCAGCUGUGGAAGCCUCAAAGGAAGAAGCUAAGCGCUUGCAGGAGGAAGAAGCAGAACUGAUGAGAGAGCAGGCGGCACUUCGCAAACUGGAAGAGGAGGCAGCAGCCCAAGAGAAGCGUCGUCGGCAGUUGGAAAACCGCGAGAUGUUAGACAAAACACUCAAGAUGAAGCUGCGUAAAAGGGCCAAAGAAGAACAAGAACAGCUGGCCUUCGACCUCAAGAUGCUGGAGGAGCUGUUGGAGGCAACUCACAAUGAGGCCAAGGAAGAACAGCAGAAAAAAGUUCAACUUCGUGAAGAAGACAGGAGGUAUCGUGAAUACCUGGCGAGUCUCCAAGAGGAAGAAAAACGAAAGGAGCGUGAGCUACAGCAGAUGAUACAGAAGGAGCUAGAUGCUGCAUGGGAAAGACGCCUCAACCAGUGGGCUGCUGAAAAAUUGAUUCGUCGAAAAUUAUUGGAGGAGGUCUUGGCUGGAAGACAGGAACAAAUCAAGGAACGACUGGCAGAGAAUGAGCAGGAGAAAGCAGCUAAUCAACGGGAACGACAGACCCUUCUGGCAUCGAUUGAGGAGAACAAAAGGCUUGAUGAAGAAGAAGCAGCGAAGCUGAUGGCACGCCAUAUGCAGCAUCAGAAUGAUCUGCGGGAACAGAUUCGCUAUAAUGAACAGCUGCGAGAAGAGCGUCGCAACAAUGAAGAAUAUGAACAUGCAAUGGCCAUGCAGGCUGAGAGAGAAUACCAAACCCGUCUGAAGGAAGCUUUGGACAAUCCCUCAUUUUCCCGUCUUCAUCCAAUGCGCAGGGCCUUGCAGAGCAAGCAAUGAUUUCGGAACCACAGACGUUUGUAUGCCUUUUGUUGGAAACUGGGAUUAAAGGGAUUAAAGGUCAAGAGAUUAAAGGCUUCAUGUGCAGCCUAAGCAUCAGGGAGAUCAGGAGCAGAAGAAAUGGCUGUGGACAUGAAAAAUUAUUUUUUGUGCGAUUUAUUUGACUUUUUCUAAAUUAAUAUCCGAACACUUAUAGAGUCAUGUGGCCCACCGAAGCUUACUAUACAUCAAAAUCAAAUGUUUAGGUUUAGACUCAAAUUAUUUUUUUCAGAUUUAUUAAGAAUGUCUCAUCAAACUUUUGAUUUCAAGACACUUGUUCUUAUGUGACAUUCCUGAUAAUGAAGCUAGAAAUGACAUAGCAUUAAUGGCACUGUUGGAUUUUUAAAGAAGAGCUGCAGUUGCAACCUAAAUAUGUAAAUAUUGUACUGUAAUUUGCAUUUUGACCACUUUUGUACAUUUGUCUUUUAUUCUACACAAGGCCAAGUAGUGAAAUGUUUCAAAAGUAGGCCAUCAGUUUCCUUAUGAAACUGGCCAUUUUCUAAAAUAUAUUUAAUAAAACUGCGUAUAGUAUCUUAUUUGAAAUACUCCACUAAAAAGUUUCUUGUACUAAAUAAAGGUUGGGGAAUUUUUAAAUGAAAUUUAGUGCUUUAUGACAGACUGGAGCAAAAUUUUAGAAGGCAGAUUUUGGAGCCCUAAAUAUUUAGGAAAUAAUGUAUGCAUCUGUAAAUAGUAAGCAACUCAUUUCAAAACAGAAGGUUUACGAAGAAAUAUUUGCAGAAUUCUGAAAUAAAUAAGAAAAAGGCAACCGGAAGUGGGUUAUUUAUUGCCCAAACCUCAGACAGGUGUCAAAGCCAGUUUUAGGUUGGAAGACUUAGAAUAGUAUAGGAUACAUAGCAAUGAUUCUCCCGGAAACAAGCAAUGCAGUCACACACAGAAUCAUGUAAAUAUAUAGCUGAUGCGUUUUCUCAUUGAUUGAGGAGUUACAUUCACCAUCUGUCUUGUGAAAGUGCACAAAUGUCUGAUAAUAAAUUCCCUUCAUGGCCCACGAACAAGUUUUAAUUCUGGUUUGAUAAUGUAGAUUACUCACUGAUGCUGGCUGGUUGUUGGUGUUUAAUAUAGCUUAGACUAGUCUCUCCCUGAAAAUGGGGACAAAGUAAGGAAUCCAGAAUUAAGGAUAUACAUUGCUUUUAAAUUGGUCUUCUUCCUAACUUUUUGUUUCUGAUCUACUGACCAUGCACUCUUUCACAUUUUCACAUCUAUUGGUCUUGUGCUUUGUCGCAACAUUUUACACGUUGCAUGUUUAAAGUAUGUCAUGAAUUUGACUGCACUACUAAAGUGUGUUUAUUCUGCCUCUUGCUCCAUGGAUUUUCUUGGUCCACCUUGAUGAUGGAGAAAGGUAUUAUAGAAAUUUCUUCAUCAUCACCACCACCACCACCACCACCAAGCAGGGUGGGUGAACUGGGUAUGCUGGGCAUCUACUUGGCGUAAUGGUGGUUCCGUCCACGGCCAACUAAAGAAAUGAUGCCAUACAAGCUGAAAAGAACAAGUGGAGAUGUUUUCACUGACCAACCUGUUCCAUGUCACCCACUCUAAUUUAUAUCCUAGAGACGGAUGAACCGCAUGGAAAUACAUAAUAAUUAUCUUUUUUGAUAGCACGUUUGCAAUUAUUAUUCACAGUGUUUCUUCAAUGUACUUGGUUUUUUUAUGUUUUGAUUCGAAAAAUUAAAUAUUUUUACAAGCCA